AUGAAUUUUCCAUCCAAAUUUCCUAAUUUUUUUAAUAUAUGUGGACCAAACGCCAAAAAGAUUAGCUUCCUCAGUGAUGGAUCUCAAUAUCGUUGCCGAUGUUUGGAUGGUUUCAGAGGGAAUCCAUAUCACCCUCUAGGUUGUCAAGAUGUAGAUGAAUGCAAGGAAGGGCUGAAUGAUUGCGUAGAUAAGCAUAGGUGUGUUAACACACGUGGAAACUAUACCUGCAGUUGUCGUAAGAACUAUAAAGGAGAUGGAAGAAAGAGCGGAAAAGGAUGCAAUCCAAUUCAAAUCAAUAAAAGCUUCACUCAAUACAUGAUCAGAUGUACGGUAGGGCUAACAGUUUUAGUGAUUGGGUGCACAUUUUUAUGUUUGGGUUAUGCAAAGUGGAAGCUCAUUCAACAGAAGAAUAAUUUCUUCAAGAAGAAUGGAGGCUUGGUGCUUCAACAUCUUUCUCAGUCGCAAUCACAGGUGGAUACGUUCAGAAUUUUCACCCAUGAAGAGUUGAAGAAGGCAACAAACAAGUUCAAUGACAGUGCAGUGGUGGGAAAAGGUGGCUUUGGCACCGUUUACAAAGCCGUCUUAGACGACGGUUUGAUAGUCGCAAUCAAGAAAUCAAAACUACUUGACCAAUCUCAAACUGACCAAUUCAUUAACGAAGUCAUUGUUUUGUCACAAAUCAACCAUCGCAACGUCGUCAAGCUAAUAGGGUGCUGUUUGGAGACAAAAGUUCCUUUGUUGGUCUAUGAGUUCGUAACCAACGGCACUCUCUUUGAACACAUCCACAACAAAAUCGACCAUGCUCCUCUUUCCUGGGAAAUUCGACUUAAGAUAGCUUCAAAAAUUGCCAGCGUCCUCGAGUAUUUGCAUUCUUCUACUUGUAUUCCCAUCAUCCACAAAGAUAUCAAGUCUUCUAAUGUACUUUUAGACCAUGAUUACACUGCAAAACUGUCUGAUUUUGGAGCUUCGAAGCUGGUUCCACUAGAUCAUACUCAGCUAUCCACAAUGGUGCAAGGGACACUUGGAUAUUUAGACCAGUACUUGUUGACAAGUGAAUUGACGAAGAAGAGCGACGUGUACAGCUUUAGAAUUUUGGUUUUUGAGCUUAUAACGGGAAGGAAGGCAGUGCGUUUUGAUGUGCCAGAAGCCGAAAGAACUCUAGCUAAGAUAGCCCUGUGUGCGAUGAAUGAAAAUCGUUUCGAAGAAAUUGUUGAGGAGGGAUUGGCAACGGAAGCAAAUAUUGAGGAGAUAAAAGAAGUGGGAAAGCUAGCAAAAGAGUGCGUAAGAGUAAAAGGUGAUGAGCGUCCUACCAUGAAGGAGGUGGCUUUGGAGUUGGCGGAGCUGCGAAUGCUACAUGCUUAA
Molecule: messenger RNA, 1362 nt
Organism: Benincasa hispida (wax gourd)
Lineage: Eukaryota; Viridiplantae; Streptophyta; Magnoliopsida; Cucurbitales; Cucurbitaceae
Source: RefSeq, a predicted model, not a curated record